CAUUCUUCGCAUCUCUGUCCGUGCGCUGUCGAUUCACGUACACAUAUCCGGCUGGCCCAGAAACACAACAAUAACUUUACACAGUUUACAAAAAAUAUAAUAUCCCACAAUAGACAAACAAAGGGGGACGAAUUGUAUUACAAAUAACAAUAACGGAGGUGUUUGAGUUGGCUCAGCCGGGAGUUGGAGAUUUCAGUGGAACAUUUUCGGAGCAGUGCAAAAACAUUCUGCUGAAAGACUUGUUGCUCCAACACCUUUGGUCGUGUAUUUUAUCCAUCGUCCCUUGAAGUCACUAUCUCCUACAUGAAUUUCAUCCAGAUUUAAGAGUCUAUUUGACAGUCCUGACAGCUGGUAUAAAGGCUUCAACUGCUCCUGUGCAGGAGAUACCAGAUCUCUACCUACUGUGCUCCAGGCUUCGGCUUGGAGAUCCCAAGCACCACUAUGGACCCCAGCAGCUGGAGCGGCAGCGAGAGCCCUGCCGAGGACAUGGAGAGGAUGAGCGACUCGGCAGACAAGCCCCUGGACAAUGACGCCGAGGGGGUGUGGAGCCCCGACAUCGAGCAGAGCUUUCAGGAGGCGCUGGCCAUCUAUCCCCCCUGUGGGCGCAGGAAGAUCAUUCUAUCUGACGAGGGAAAGAUGUACGGUCGGAAUGAGCUGAUCGCGCGAUACAUCAAGCUUCGGACUGGAAAGACGAGGACGAGGAAGCAGGUGUCUAGUCACAUACAGGUCUUAGCAAGAAAGAAAGUUCGAGAAAUCUCAGCUGCCAUCAAGGUUACAAGCAUGGAUCAGACCGUGAAGGACAAAGCCCUCCAAAGCAUGGCCUCCAUGUCCUCGGCUCAGAUCGUCUCUGCUACCGCCAUCCACAACAAGCUGGGCCUGCCAGGCAUCCCGCGCCCAGCCUUCCCCGGAGCGGCAGGGUUUUGGCAGGGCAUGAUAUCGACAGCCCAACCUGGAUCAUCACAAGACAUCAAGCCGUUCACCCAACAAGCAUAUCCUAUCCAGCCAGGAGUAACAACAACGAUUUCCAGCUAUGAGCCCACGUCAGCCCCAGCCUCCACAGUCCCAGCGUGGCAUGGCCGCUCCAUCGGGACAUCCAAGCUCCGGCUGGUGGAGUUCUCUGCCUUCCUUGAGCAGCAGAGAGACCAAGACUCAUACAACAAGCACCUCUUUGUGCACAUCGGACAGACGAACCACUCCUACAGCGAUGCCUUGCUGGAGUCAGUGGACAUUCGUCAGAUUUAUGACAAAUUCCCUGAAAAGAAAGGAGGACUGAAGGAGCUCUUUGGCAAGGGUCCCCAGAAUGCCUUCUUCCUCAUAAAAUUUUGGGCUGACUUGAACUGCAACAUCCAGGAUGAAGCGGGGGCUUUCUAUGGAGUGACCAGUCAGUAUGAGAGCUCCGAGAACAUGACAAUCACCUGCUCAACUAAGGUGUGCUCCUUUGGCAAGCAGGUGGUUGAGAAGGUGGAGACGGAGUAUGCCCGGUUUGAGAACGGACGCUUUGUGUACAGGAUAAGCCGGUCUCCCAUGUGUGAAUACAUGAUCAACUUUAUCCACAAGCUCAAACACCUGCCUGAAAAAUACAUGAUGAACAGUGUCCUGGAGAACUUCACCAUUCUAUUGGUGGUGACGAACAGGGACACACAGGAGACUCUGCUGUGUAUGGCGUGUGUGUUUGAGGUGUCGAACAGCGAGCACGGUGCCCAGCAUCAUAUCUACCGAUUGGUGAAGGAAUGAGACUCCUGAACCCCCUGAAUCCUCCCUUUACAUAGACUAAAGAACCUCAAAACAAAGUGACAGUGCCUCUAGCUGAAAAUCACACAUGCACUGCUUUUCGGUCACAUUUUGUGCGAGGCCUAUUGUUAUUCAUUUCUUUGUAUAUUAAUGUAUGUAUUUGAUGUUUGACUGCAGCUGUGAAUUGCGGUACAGUUGUUCUAUGUUUUGAUACAGGAUAAAUUCUUCAUUUUAAGGAUGGCAAGUCAAUCUUUGUUUGUAGGAUGUACAUAUAAAAGAGGCAGUAUGUAAGGAAUCUGUUGGUUGGGUUUAAUUUGGUCAACAGACAUUAUGUGUAUGUUGUCUUCUUCCGCUUUGAUCUUGUAAUGUACACUUAGAAAACACUAGAAAGAUGUUGUCUGUUCCCCAUGGGUUCUGUAAACUAUGUGUAUAUCCGUAGUUGAUUUGUGAGCGUAUAGGUCACAGGAGGUUGGUGGCACCUUAAUUGGGGAGGACGGGCUCGUGGUAACGACUGUAGUGGAAUCAGUGGAAUGGUAUCAAAUACAUCAAACACAUUGUUUCCAGGUGUUUGAUGCCAUUCCAUUUUCUCCGUUCUGGCUAUUAUUAUGAGCCGUCCUCCCUUCAGCAGCCUCCUGUGGUAUAGAUAUACAAACCGUACAUACACACUUGACCAAUUGGUUUUCCAAAGAAAAGCAUUUUUUAAAACAUUUUGGGGAUAAUAAAAUUGCUACACGAAAGUUAGUCGAAGGCAGGUGAUUGUGGGCAUCAUAAUAGUGAAGUUAUUGCUUUACAAAAACAUCUGUUUCUUUCAGGGAAAUAAGAUACCGAUCCCUGUGGACAAUCCACGGUCUUAGACACUAACAGCAGAAUGAAUACACUGUGAUUACACUACAGACGCCUAUUUCAACCUGUGUCUCUGCCCCAGACAGGGCUUACAAGUCUUACAUUGCAAUAAGGAAACCAUACAUCUGUCCUGUUCCAGUGUCCGACGGAGUCAUUAAAAUGGAUUUGAUUCUAAAAGCAUGAAAGCACUACUUUAGCUACUUUGAGUGGACUGCCACCUUGUCCUAAGCACUUGGUUCCCCUUCUAGGACAAGCCAAUUUUAACUUUGACCUUUUUCAUUUAGAUGUGUGAUUUAAGGUUUUAGGAUAUCCUGAAAUAACCAUGAGAAAAUGGAUCACUUCUUAGACAGCGGGCUGUGUUCAGUAUGCAGUUUCAUUGCCUCUAAACAGAUUAUGCAUUUUUUCUGGCCAUUGCAGUGUAAUUUCUACUAAGUUCUAGCCAAUGUCGCUGCCUUUACGUUCACACCACCCCAUGAAUCUGUGGCCUACACCAAUUCUGAGCCUUAAACAUGUUACGGACGUGUGAAUUCCAAAAGAUGCCACUAAAGCUGUGAUCUCUUUCCUAAGCUGGGUGACUAAUUUUCACAUUUUGUAGGAAUUCACCUACAGUACAAUCUGCCAAAGUGUAACAGUGUACAGUGCCUUAUUGUAUGGUGUCAAACUGGCCUUGGUUUACUUUUAAGAAUGUAUUUUGUUUUUAACACGCACAAAAAAUAUAUAAAAUCCCUCACCAAUAUACAUAUUGGUACAAAAUUUUACCACAAACAUGCGAGUUAAACUGAGUUACUUUUUAACAUAAAUAAGAACUGACUUUGCCUUUCCUGUUCUGAAAGACCAAAAAUACAGAGAUACAUACGAUCUCUAGUCAUGUCCUGCACUGUAGCAUGGAAGUGCCUUUGGUUUAGAAUCUCCAGCAAUGAAAAUAGUAAAUAAUUAUGAAUUAAGUGUUGCUAAACCAAAAAGAGAUGUAAUGACACCAAUCACCACAUUGCCUUGCUGAAGGUUUGUACUAGAUGACAAGGGACAGUGAGUGAGUCGAUCCAUGGUGAAAUAAAUUAUAUAUUAAUAUAAUUUGGUUUUAAGAAAUGAUCUGUUAAGAAGAGUACCUGUACUAUACAUGUGUGUAAAGUUAUAGUCUGUGAAAGGCCUGUUUGACCAGACAGCAACUGAUAGAAUGGAGGAUGGUGACUCGUUCUAGCAGCUGUGAAGUCACAUAGGCUUACAACUUUACCUUAAGAAGAGAUACAUGUAUCCUGAUUCUUACAAAAUUAUUUAUGGGAACGUCUUAUUCUGAAUCAUUGCAGAAAAUGUUUCUGGUGGAUACAGACAAAGUUGGUUCAAUUGCUCAGUAUUUUUGCUACAGCCCUAUGGAGACUGGAGUUCAGUAGGCAUAUAUAUUUUUUCUUUGUUGACUGUUUUAUCUCCCUUUUUGCCCUGUGUACUAGUUCACGUUUAUGAAUUACUUACUGAGGUGUUCCUGUUUUAUUGUUCUACAUGUAUAUGAUGGUUUGUGAUUACAUUUUGGGUAUAUUCCAAGCCCCAAGAGGGUGGUGAUGCUGUUACUGCGACACUGCUGGUACAUUUGACAUGUCAGUUCCAGGCUGACUGUACCUCCCACGUCUCUGGGGAACAGAAGACUGUUGCCUUUGAUCAGAUGGAUUGUCUGGAGGACACUCUGGAUAAAUGGACAUAAAGCAUGGAUGUGUAACGGAAUCUCGACACAAACAUAUCAGCAGUUUAGCUCUUGUUGUUAUUUGUUUGUAAUUUUGUCUAAAUGUAGGUACUGGUACCUUUUUUGUUGGUUAUUACCAUUUUAAGAUGUUGGCUUUAAAGUGAACUUUUCCAUAGAUCAGAUAGUACCAUAAAAACAACUAUUGGGUUUUUGUGCAGAGAUUUUCUUUGUAAAAAGGUGCUUUGUAUAAAAUGAUAUAUCCUGGCUUUUCUUGGUACAGAAGUGUGAUAUCUUUUCAUAUCCAUGACAGUAAAGCGUUGGAGCAAGGGACAGAAAAUAAAACCUGCUAUGUGUAUGUGUUCUCUACUGCAUAUGGUCUUGUCUUUGCUCCGUAACAUUUUCAUGCCUUCUUGAUAAAGUGGUUGAUAUUUUGUAGCUUUCUAGAUACUUUGUAUGUAUACAAUAUUGAAGUUAAAUAAAUCAGGAAAAAUAUGGUC
Molecule: messenger RNA, 4743 nt
Organism: Salvelinus namaycush (lake trout)
Lineage: Eukaryota; Metazoa; Chordata; Actinopteri; Salmoniformes; Salmonidae
Product: transcriptional enhancer factor TEF-1-like
Exons: 15
Coding region: 442-1734 (430 amino acids)
Biological process (GO): hippo signaling; embryonic organ development; regulation of transcription by RNA polymerase II
Cellular component (GO): transcription regulator complex
Molecular function (GO): DNA-binding transcription factor activity, RNA polymerase II-specific; RNA polymerase II cis-regulatory region sequence-specific DNA binding
Source: RefSeq, a predicted model, not a curated record